This is a messenger RNA of Prorocentrum cordatum, 5784 nucleotides long. The record is from the annotation of a GenBank genome assembly. NCBI's taxonomy places the organism in Eukaryota, Dinophyceae, Prorocentrales, Prorocentraceae.
AUGUCAAAAUCCGACUCGGGACAAUCCUACCCUUUCUGCCGUGAACGUUUCAUGGCCGCCUGGGUGCACGCUGCCGGCGGCUGGGUUCUCGGGGCGCUCUCCGAGCGCUGGACCGGGGCUGGCCGCAGCGGGGUCGCCGAGGUCUCCUGCCGCUGCGUGUUCGAGGGCUCGGACACGACCGACGGCCUGGUGGCCAUCCUCCGGGAGCAGCUGGCACGCUGCGGCCCGGAGCACCUGCAGGGGGUCGCGUGCCAGCCCUGCCCUCCGUGCCCGCUUCCGCCUGGGCACUACACGGGGCUCGACCUCUGCGGCGCGGCCGUGGUGGGCGUGGCCCUUGGCGCUGGGCUGGCGACAGCGGCCUGGCUGGCGGCUGGAGCGCCGGGUCGGCCGGCGGUGCGAGCGCGGGCCCUCGCCGUCGAGGACGACGCCGUCGGCACGCACGUCGCGACGCCGUCGGCUCUCGGGCGAGCACGGCAUGCUGGGAACAUCUACGCCUUCGACGACGUGGCGGCGGAGGACAUGCAGGGCUACCUCGAGGAGGCCAGGGCCCUUGGCACGAUCCUCGGCUUCGACCUCGCCGGCGUCGUGGGCCUCCCGGGCGACAAGUGGUACGUGAGCGACCCCACCUCGUCGCACUUCGGCGAGGAGGUGCCGCCCCAGGUGCUCGCCAACGAGGAGGUCCUGGUGCGGCGUGGGGAUGUGGGGCUUGUCCGGCUCGACGACGUCUGGGUCCACGCGAUCAAGGUGAGCGAGGGCCAGAACUUCGACACGUACCUCGCGAGAGCUCGCGGGGGAGCUGGCCGGGAUCCGCGUGUCGUCGGCGACGAGAGGGACCAGGACGGGGGCAGGUACAUCGACUUCCGCGACUCGGUCCGCCGCAUGAAGGAGACGACGAUCCCGGGCUGGCCUCUGCAGGGCCGCCGAGCCACGAGGGAGGCUGUGCUCUCCCUUCGCGACGGAGGUCAGGGCAACUGGGAGGAGCACCACACCACGUGGCUCCGACGCAGCGGAGUGGCCGAGCGCGGCAACGUGGCCCGCGAGCACCACAUGAUCUGCGUGUCUCUUCGCAUGAUGCAGCAGUUCGAUCAGCUGGACCUGUUCAACAUCGCGGGCGCCGAGUACCUCGUCAGGCGGCUCAAGCAGCUGGAGUCGGCGACCCGCAAGAACCCUCGGGCUCCCGACUUCGAGGGGCUCGACCUCAUCCUCGACACGGGGGUCGACGACACGGGCGGCAUGGUGCUGCCGGAGUUCGAUGGAUGGGUUGGCGAUCAGGCGCGCGCCCGCGCCCAGACUAUGAAGGCGAAUCGGCAGUGGCAGGAGGAGAGGACGGCCGCGCAGCCCAAGGCGCCCCCGAAGGGGCCCAAGGGCGGCGGGGCCGACGCUGGCAACGGGCGCUCCAGCGACGCUCUCGUGAACACCGUGUUCGUGAGGCAGUUCGCUCGAUCAACUGUCUCGCCGCCUGCGCGGUGCGCCAUCGUGGCCGCGGGCCAGGAGCUCCUCAAGUCCGACUCGCUCUACGGAGGCGCGCCGUCCAAGGUCGUCCCGUACGAGGAGUCCAAGCUCAAGUUCUGGCAGUCCUCGGUCACGCCUCGAGACGUGGAGGAGGUCUGCCCCAAGUUCGUCGUCGACGCCUUCCGCGACCCCGACGCCUACAUCCGCAAGCCGGACCGCGUGGUGGAGCAGGACCUCGAGCUCCUGCCGCCGAUCAAGCCGUACUGGGACGCGCGGCUUGCCAGCGACGCCCGCCUUCGGCGGGACUUCCUCCUCAGGCUCGCGGGGCGGGGGCUGGUCGGCUUUCGGAGGCGGAUCAGGUCACGCGUGGGGUGUUUCUUCGUCGAGAAGAAGGGCGGCUGGAUCCGCCUGGUCGUCGACGCUCGCGACACCAACCGCACCCACUGGGCGCCCCCGCGUGCCGCCCUCGGGACCCCGGCUGCCCUCAGCGAGCAGGACUGGUCCGAUGCUGCGCUCGCGGACGCCGGAUGGGUUAGUGCUGACGGCUCGCCUGCUCAGAUCUUCGGGUCGUCCCUCGACCUCCAGGACUCGUUCUACCAGUUCUUCUCGGAGCGCGUCGCGGAGGAUUUCGGGAUGGACUUUCCUGAGCGGGCGUCCUACUACCAGGUCUCGCACAUCUGGACGCCCGACGGCCUGUCCCCUGUCGACCCCGACGAGCUCGUGUUCCCGGUGUUCCGCGGGGUGCCGAUGGGGUGGUCAUGGGCACUCUGGGCCGUGCACUCGUCCGUCACGUCCUGGGUCUCGGACACGCUGCCGGGGGGUGCCCGACGCCUGCUGCUUGACAAGCAGCCGGCUCCCGUCGCGGCACCCUUCCGCCCCACAGGGUCGGUCUACGUGGACAACGUCUCGUUCCUGGGCCUCUCGAGCGACGACGUCGGGCACGCGCUGCAGGCCGCGAAGGACAAGCUCGACUCGCUCGGCAUCGCGCACCACGAGGUCGAGGGCCCGGCCACGCACUUCACCACCGUCGGCGUCGAGUACGACGGGAGGCGGAGGCGUCUGCGGCAUUCAGAUCACCGAGCCUGGCGCCUCUAUUUGGCCUGUCAGGAGCUCGAGCGCCCUGGGGUUCCGCGCGCGGCCUGGCAGAUCCGAGUGUUCCUCGGGCAUUGUGUGCAGCACUGCCUGCUGCUGCGGCCGGCCCUCUCGAUCUUCCGCCUGCUCUACCGCAUCGUGGACGCGCAGGGUCAGGGGCCUCCAGUCGCACUGUCUGCUGGGGCCCGCCGGGAGAUCCAGCUCUUCAGGGGCCUCAUCUUCCAGGCCGUCGUCUUCUUGGACCGGCCGAUGUCCUCCCUGGUUUUGUGCUCCGACUCGUCCGAGUCAGGCUACGCCCUUCAUCGCCGACGCGCUGACGUACGACUCCUUCGGCAGCUGGCUGCUACCCGGGAGAGGUGGAGGUUCGUCCCCGACGAGAAGCGGCCCGACGCGGCGCUCGACGACACCUUCUCCCCGGGCUGGGUGCCUGGCGCUGGAGGGGUGCUGGGAGAGCCGCCCGGCGCUGCAGGCGUGGCCGUCUGGGCCCCGCCGCCGACGCGCUCGAGGGAGGGCGCCCGAGGCGUGCUCAAGGGGCGGCUCAGACCCACUGUGCGACCUGCUGGCGUCUCCGUGCCCGACAGCCUCGUCGAUCCCAGGGACUGGUCUCUCAUCGUCGAGGGCGCCUGGCGCCGCGCGGCCCCCAUCCACCUGCUGGAGGGCCGCAUCGCCCUGGGCGGCCUGCGGCACGCCGCCCGGCAGGUCGACUGCCACGGCUCCCGGGUGCUCAGCCUGGGCGACAACAUGUCGGAGCUCCUCUCCGUCGAGAAGGGGCGGGCCGUGGACCACGGCCUCGCUUGUCUGUGCCGGAGGGCCGCCGCCUACCAGAUCGCCUGCGGGAUCUCCUGGCGGCGCCGGCACCUCGACACGGACCGCAACCUCAGUGACGCGGGGUCGAGGAAGGCGCUGCAGGGCGUCUACCGCCCAGGACAGCGGCGGGUUGGCGGCAGGUCGGAGAGGCCCGCUCUGCCCGCUGGGUGCCGGCAGUCGGCGCCCCCGGCGCCGGCCCCGCCGGCGCCCUCGGCGACCGCCAGCUGGCCUGUCGCCGAGGAGCUCGGUCUGGCUGUCGCGGCUCCGAUCGACAUCAAGUUCGGGGGUUGGGGCGACCUGCUUCGGCCCAGCAUCGAGACCGUCGUUCGCCAGUGGAUCGUCUCUCGCAAGGUCUGGUUCGUGCACUUCGGGACUCCGUGCACUCCGUGGUGGUCCCUCGAGAACCCCCGGGGAUCCCGGCUCUUCUCUUGGGAGCCUCUCCAGAAGUUCCUGUCCGAGCAUAGCAAGGUCUCCGUGGUGUAUGACUGCUGUCAGUUUGGAGCCCCGUACCAGAAGCCCACCAGGAUUGAGUCUGACCUCCCCGAGCUCGGCAUCCUUGAAAGGCGUUGUCUUGGAGGUCAUGCCCACGAGCAUCUUCAGGGGAAGGUCAGGGUCCGUGAUCGCCAGGGUCGGCUCAAGCAGUUCUGGCGCACGACCCUGGCUGGCGCCUACCCUCCUGGUGUCUGCCACAGCGCCGCUCGGGCCUUGGCGCGCGCGGCGCCCGCGGGAGCCUGGCGACCAGAUGGGGAUCCACUGCUGCCCGGUCACUGGGAGACUCAGCUCCGCCGCGCAGCCAAGAUGGACGACGGCCAGCCGUCCCUCGAGUGCCCCAGCUGCCCGCGGAAGUGGGUCGCGCUCUGGCCGCCCGACGCCGAGGGCUGGGGCCGCUUCGUGCCUGCUGACUCCUCGCCGGGCUUCCUGCGGCGCUCGCAGGUGCGGCCGGCCACUCAGGCCCGCUACCUCGCCAGUGUCGUCGUGUUCGCCACGGCCAUGGGCGUUGUCGCCGACCGCUGGGUGAGCAAAGACCUCCCCCUGGUGGACACGCUUCUCGAGGAGUACUUCGAGCAGCUCUACGUCGACGGCGGCAGCAAGAGCACGGCCCGCUACACCUUGGCCGCCUUGGCCUACCGAUUCAGCGUGUCGCUUCGUGCCCCAGACGUCUUCCCGAAGGCGAAGGGCGCCCUCUCCGGCUGGGGCAAGCUCGAGCCGGACGUCACCUCGGAGCCGCUCUGCUGGGCGGCUGCGUGCUUGAUGGCCCUGUACCUGGCCGGCCUCAACACGGAGAUUGCCCUGCAGGCCGCCCGCGGCCUGGUGGUACAGUUUGACACGUACUUGCGCCCUGGAGAGCUGCUGGACCUUCGCGUGCCCUGCUGCAUCCUGCCGCAGCCGAGUGCCGGCUCAGGCUACAACAAGAUGGGGCUCGUCGUCGGUGCCUCCGCGCUGGUCAUGGGCGACGACGUGCACACUCGCGUGACCAAGACUGGCCUCCAGGACGACACCGUGCUCAUCGAUGGCCGGUCUCGCGCUGGCGUGGCCGGCGCUCUCAUGGCCCUCGUCAAGAGCGCCAACCAAGCCCGCCACGGGCGCCUCAUGUUCCUCCACUCGUACGCUUCGUACAACCGCUUGCUCAAGAAGGCCGCCGUCGCCGUCGGCCUCCCGACCAAGGUGACGGCCCACCUCCCUCGGCACGGCGGUCCGUCGGAGGACUACCUGAGGGGCGCCCGCUCGCUGGCCGACAUUCAGUCUCGCGGCAGGCCGUGCAGACGUCCCGCCCCCUGCGCCAGCGACAUGAUCAGAGCGGUGUUGGCCCAGAACGUGGGCGCGGCCGCUGCAGCCGUCGUGAGGAACCCUGGCAAAGGCAAGCUGAUCGACCAAUUCGACUUCCGCAAGCUAGAGGCGGACAUGGAGGUGGCAUUGAAGAAGCAGCGGCUGGUCGAGGCGCAGGACAUUGAGGCCCCGGUCGAGCCAGACGUGGGCGACGAGGUGCAGGACGACGCGCAGGAGGAGCCGAAGGCGGCCGGGGUGAAGCAGCGCAUCGACGGCCUCCUCGAGGAGAACGGCGUCGUGGUCUUCUCGAAGACGUGGUGCCCCUACUGCACGAAGGCCAAGGCGCUUUUGCAGGCGGAGGGCGUGCGCUUCGCGUCCGUGGAGCUGGACCUGAUGCCGCAGGACGAGGCGGACGAGAUGCAGACGACGCUCGGGCAGAUGACGGGCGCGCGCACGGUGCCUCGCAUCUUCUCGAGGGGCGAGUGCUUGGGCGGAUGCGACGACAUCGUCGCCCUGCAGCGGAGCGGGCGGCUGGCGGGCAAGCUGCCUGCCGGCACCACGGCGGCGCAGCCUCCUCACGCUGAGGCAGAGUCUGGCGAGGAGGAGGCCCAGGCCACGGCGCGCCGGCGGUUCCAAGAGGAGCUCGCGGCUGCCUCGAAGGAGUGA